AUGUGCCUCUGGAGCGGGUGUUUCGGUGACUGUUGUGGACUCUUAUCGUCCGGUGAAUACCCUCUGGAAAAGAAUUGCCUACAAAAAGGCCAGACGUCUAAGAAAACGGCUUUCGGGAGAUCUAUUAACUCGAGAAUUCAGACAAUGUUUAUGACGGCAGAGGAGCAGAAGGUUCUUAAGCUGCAAAUCGUGGGCCAAAUGGGAACGGUAUUCGACCGACCAUUCAAUCAUUUCACACAAAUCACGGACACCUUAUACCUGACCAGUUAUGGCGGCAUAACCGCCGAUAAUAUGAGUAAACACGACAUGAAAUGCAUGAUCAGCGCCACUCACGAGACGCCGGUAUAUCAGGUCGAGGGCAUAGAGUUCAUCAGAAUUCCGAUUGAAGACUCGCACAAAGAAAAUAUUAUAAAAUAUUUCGACGAGAUUUGCGUCAAAGUAAGCGAAUUGAUGGCAAAGAAUGUGCGGACAGUUAUCCACUGCUGGGCCGGUAAGUGCCGGUCGGCCACUAUAAUGAUCGCCAUAUUAAUGAAGAGCCAGAAUAUGCCGCUGACAGAGGCCUACAAAACCGUUUGGACUAAACGGCCGUUCAUUCACAUCAAUAAGGGAUUCCUAUAUCAGCUCUAUAUCUAUGAAAAGGAUGUGUUCGGCAAGAAUUGGACACAUUUUAAGACAAUUAAAGCCCAAAAUAAUGUUCAAAUCUCGUCGAUGAAAAGGAUGUGUUCGGCAAGAAUUGGACAGAUUUUAAGACAAUUAAAGCCCAAAAUAAUGUUCAAAUCUCGUCGAAAGAGGUCCUCAAGAUAUGCCAGGAAUCCAGAUUCGGCUCAUAAUAGACUCAUUCGUGUACGGGCGAACUAUGGCGAGAGCACCUGUAGCUCAUCAAUCCCAAUGUCAUACCUGACGCACAGAUUGCAAUACAGGUGCUCAACAAGUUGGGCACUGGAGCUACAGUUCCGCAUCACCUUCAGAGGUCCCCUUUACAUACCCUUAACGCCUACCUAA
Oppiella nova is the source of this 1002-nucleotide messenger RNA. The record is from the annotation of a GenBank genome assembly. NCBI's taxonomy places the organism in Eukaryota, Metazoa, Arthropoda, Arachnida, Sarcoptiformes, Oppiidae.